Molecule: messenger RNA, 3509 nt
Organism: Pelmatolapia mariae (spotted tilapia)
Lineage: Eukaryota; Metazoa; Chordata; Actinopteri; Cichliformes; Cichlidae
Gene: mdm2
Product: MDM2 proto-oncogene
Exons: 12
Coding region: 324-1889 (521 amino acids)
Biological process (GO): regulation of gene expression; cell cycle; negative regulation of apoptotic process
Cellular component (GO): nucleus
Molecular function (GO): identical protein binding; ubiquitin protein ligase activity
Source: RefSeq, a predicted model, not a curated record
UGAGUGGCGAGCGUUGUAAACACUAAGUAGAAGUAGCUCAACUGUCCGGGAAACUGUUGGAUUAACGUCGUUGUUAGAUAUUAUUUCAUCACAAGUGAAUUAGAAAUGUGCGUAAAUAACGGCUGAACUUUUCUGCGCCAGAGUUUAGCGCUCUAACUGCAGCAGAAGUCCGCGUUAGCAAGUUGUUAGCAUAUUGUGGCUAGCAGGCCGCGGAGCCUCGGGGUUUCCUGAUCAAGUUGACACGCGUUGAGAAGUAGCGCCGUGGACGCUGCUUUCUAGCAACUCAAGUCCGUCUGCUCAAUCCUGGGACAAUCAGCUUCACCAUGUCAGCCGACAGUGAUACCAACACCUGGACCACGGAGGACGACAACAAACUGGUGAGACCAAAGGUAGAGUUCUGCUCUUUGCUGCAGCACGCUGGAGCCACUAAAGAUGUUUUCACCAUGAAGGAGGUAAUGUUCUACCUGGGUCAGUACAUCAUCCAGAAGCAGCUGUACGACCAGAAGCAGCAACACAUCGUUCACUGCGCCCAGGAUGCUCUGGGCCGUGUGCUGGGAGUCGACAGCUUCUCUGUGAAAGAGCCGCGGGUUCUGUUUGCAAUGAUCACCAAGAACCUGGUGGCUGUCAGGAGUCCAGAAUCAACAACAAGUCUGAGUGAGCCGCACAGCAGCAGCCAGACAGACAGAAGGACGGAGGCGGCAGAAACAGAAGGUCGCUCUUCAUCGCCUGAAAGGAGGAGGAGAAGGAGGAGGAGAAGGUGGAGCUGCAGGAGCAAUGAGCCAGGUCCCUCACACAGUGUAGACGACGGGGAUGUUGAGGAAGACUCAGAGGAGGAGGAGGAAGAGGGAGGCACGAAAAGGAGACGGUCUGACAGCUACUCGCUGACGUUUGACGACAGCCUGUCCUGGUGUGUGAUUGGAGGACUUGGGAGCGGGCGGGAAAGACACAGCAGCCAAUCAUCUGACUCGCACAGCACAUCUGGGAGGUCAGAGGUCACGGACGCAGUGUCAGACUCUGACAGCGACAACUUCAGUGUUGAAUUUGAAGUCGAGUCCAUAGAUUCAGAUGAUUACAAUGAAGAUGAUGCUUCUCUCUCUGCUGAUGAUCAGGUAUAUGAGGUCACAAUCUUCGAAGCAGAUGACGACGACUCCUUUGAUGAAGACACAGAGAUUACUGAAGCUGAUUACUGGCGCUGUGCGAAAUGCGAUGAGUUGAACCCUCCUCUGCCCAGAAACUGCCUCCGCUGCUGGGAUCUGCGCCAGGAUUGGCUACCUGAUGUGUCCGUCAACUGCGCCUCCUCCAGCCCUAAAGCCCUGCCCACAAAGCCGACCAACCUAUCAGCUGCCAAAGAACCUCCAGGUUCUGACGUGGAGGAGAACGGAGUCGACGUUCCAGAUGGGAAAAGAUUAAAAACUCCUCCUCCUCUGCACUCGCAGUGUGCGUCCGACUCCACCUGCUCCUCCGCCGCUGCUGACUCCGCCUCCUCCGCACCAAACUCCCAGGAUCUCCUCUCAUGCUCCCAGCCUUCCUCCUCCUCCUAUUCGCAGGAGAAGAUCUGGACUCCCGAAUCCCAGCCCUCCUCUUCCUCACACUCAUCCUCCAUUGAUUCUCAGGAGCUUCUCCCACCUUCCCCAGCUCCAGCUGCUCCUCCUACAAUGCAAGUUCCCGAUAUGGAGCGCAGCAUUUCGGCGGAGUGGCGUCUGCCGGACUCGUGCCUGGACCCCUGCCUCAUCUGUCAGUCGCGACCAAAGAACGGCUGCAUCGUGCACGGACGGACCGGACACCUUAUGUCCUGCUACGUCUGCGCCAGGAAGCUGAAGAAGAGGAACAAACUGUGCCCAGUGUGCAGGCUGCCCAUCCAGUCUGUCAUCCUCACCUACCUCAGCUGAGACCACGCCCUUGCCCCCACACACCGCCCAUUCAUGUGAGCAUUCACAGCUGGUGUUCUCACAUGUGGACUUCCACAGACUUCAGAAUAACUGCGGAUUUACUUUGACUAAAUCCCAAAUAAAAUAAACUUUCAGUUGUCGGGCACAUGCGGGCACCUUCUUCAAAACUGAGAAGAUUUUCUUGAAAAAGUUAAUAAUUUUGCUAUUUGACCUGUUUCUCUGUCCUUCAACCUCUGGAAUGUGCCCGUCAAGGGUCUGUCGGGUAACGCCAAGCUUCCCAUUGCCAUGGGUUUCUUUUUCUGUUCUUCUUCUUCUUUUGUUUUAAAUGCUUGGUGUUGUUUCUUCUUUUUUGCUUUGUGUAUUUUGGUGCAGCUUACAUAAACACUCAUCUUAACUGGCCAAUCUCAGGUCUACGCCCUCUAAAGCUCCACCAUCAUUAUGAAAGUCCUACAAACAGAAGCCCCCAGAGUUUCAUAUGAAGAGCAGUGCAAAAAGACCAGAAUAUUAGAUUUUUCUUUUUCCUGCUGCAUUUUAAAGACUUUUUAUUUAAAAAUAGUUUAGAACCUCACAAAAUUAACUAAAUCUAUAAAUAUUGGUGAAUAUUAAGAAACACAGCUAUGACUUUAUUCUCAAAACACCUGUGUGUGGUGUUGAAGAGAUACCACCUUAAACCAAGGCUGCGUUGUACCUUAAUGUAAUACCAUUUCGCACCACAAGAUGGUGCAUGAGUAAAUGUAAACUUUAUUUAAUGGCAGCAUAUAUUGAAAAAUGGAAGUAAUGCUAAAAUGAACGAAGAAACUGCUGCCCCUGGUGGUGAAAACUAAAUUCUGCAGAGGCUAUUUCUGAAAAGUUUUAGAAAUUUUUUUCACUAAAUCUUUAAUCAGAAAACAGAUGGAGGUGGAGCUCAAAUGUGAGAAGUUGUAACUUGUUGAAUGUUUUUUGUGUCACCUUGAAAUUUGAUGGAAACAUCUCCACAGCUAGCUUUCAGACAUUUUGUAGAUCUUUGUGGUUUUUUUAAGCCGACAUUUUAAAAAACGGGAGGAUUUUGUUGUCAGUUAUUUUGAGGCUUAAACCACAUUUAGUGUUCUGGUGUGGACAGGUGUGGCGCUCUGUGGCAAAGAGAGAUAUUUUUAGAAUGUGUUAAUUAUAUUUUGUACGAUGCAAACUUUAGAAGCAUCGGCCGCAUCUUGUAAUUUCUGCGCCAGCUCUCCGUCGCCUCCGCCAAGCUCGCUCGCUCCUGGAUCGCCUCAUUCUGCAUCUAAGCUUCUCCCUUGAGAUGAGUUCACCUUAACCGGAUUAAAAACCCAAAGGACUCUGACGCUGCAUGGUGCACGAUGCCGCCGCCACGUGAAAGUGUCCGGGGGUGCUAACAUCAAGCAGUGCUUUAUUUUAGCGGCAUUUAAUUUCUGACCCUUUUAUGGGAAGUGUCCUUGAAAGGAACCCAAAUUCAUUUUCAUGCAUAUAUUUAACUACUGGAAAUUUCUUUGACAUGUUUUCAGGUUUUUCUGGAAAUUUCUUUGAAAGUUGUUUAAUUAUUGAGAAAUUAUUGCCGUUAAAAUGGAGUGUUGAACAUCUUUGAUAUUUAUUUAUUUAAAAUACUCAAGUUUAUUUAAGAAAUGU